This is a messenger RNA of Danaus chrysippus (African queen), 204 nucleotides long. NCBI's taxonomy places the organism in Eukaryota, Metazoa, Arthropoda, Insecta, Lepidoptera, Nymphalidae. The record is from the annotation of a GenBank genome assembly.
AUGGAUUUAAUGAAUCUACAACACGGUGUGGUCCGGGCCGGUGUCGCUUGUCCCCACCGCGGAUCGAUCCGCUCCGCCCAGCGCUCGCUCCUCCCAUCACCCCCCGGGAGCCCCCCGGACCCCCAAAAGACCCCCCGACCCCCGGCCGGCCUUUGUCGCGCGCCGCCCGCGCGGUCACCUGUGUCGCAGGUCCUCAGUCGCUGA